Molecule: messenger RNA, 501 nt
Organism: Vicia faba (fava bean)
Lineage: Eukaryota; Viridiplantae; Streptophyta; Magnoliopsida; Fabales; Fabaceae
Source: the annotation of a GenBank genome assembly
AUGCCUCCCAAGCUCGACCCAUCCCAAGUCGUUGAAGUUUACGUCCGCGUCACCGGAGGUGAAGUCGGAGCGGCGAGUUCCCUCGCUCCCAAGAUCGGUCCCCUCGGUCUCUCUCCAAAGAAAAUCGGAGAAGACAUCGCAAAGGAAACCGCUAAGGACUGGAAGGGUCUUAGGGUUACCGUCAAGCUGACUGUUCAGAAUCGUCAGGCGAAGGUUGCUGUUGUUCCGUCUGCGGCGGCGCUGGUUAUCAAGGCGUUGAAGGAGCCGGAGCGGGACAGGAAGAAGACGAAGAAUAUUAAGCAUAAUGGGAAUAUUUCGCUGGAUGAUGUUAUUGAGAUCGCCAAGAUUAUGAAGCCGAGGUCGAUGGCGAAGGAGCUGGCGGGGACUGUGAAGGAGAUUCUGGGGACCUGUGUUUCGGUUGGAUGUACUGUUGAUGGGAAGGAUCCCAAGGAUUUGCAGCAGGAGAUCAAUGAUGGCGAUGUUGAAAUUCCCCAGGAUUGA